GGGGGCUGCGUUUGCUUGCUUUGCUUUUGCUCAAGAAGAGGCGGCGGCAGAGCAGGGGGAGCGAUGGGACUUAAGUUUGCCUGCAGCUCAGUGAUUCGAACUUUCCACGUUAGUCUUCGUGAUGGCUCCUCGUUGUCAUCUACCCGUUGUGCUCCGGGAUUAGAUUCGGUGGGAAUGUCAGAGAUCCGCCGAAGCACGCUGGUGGGACGCGGUGGCAGGGGUAGAAGCCAGGCCUCAAGGCUGGCUGAGUAGCUGGCUGCCGGCUUGGCGCCCCACUUCGAUGUCUCAAUUGAAGAAUGUGGAAGCCAGGAUCCUCCAGUGUCUCCAGAACAAGUUCCUGGCUCGGUAUGUGUCUCUCCCAAACCAGAACAAGAUCUGGACAGUGACCGUGAGCCCUGAGCUCAGGGACCGCACCCCCUUGGUGAUGGUGCAUGGUUUCGGGGGUGGCGUGGGCCUCUGGAUCCUCAACAUGGAUUCACUGAGUGCCCGCCGCACACUGCACACUUUCGAUCUGCUUGGCUUUGGGCGGAGCUCCAGGCCGACAUUCCCGAGGGACCCAGAAGGGGCUGAGAAUGAGUUUGUGACCUCAAUAGAGACAUGGCGAGAGACCAUGGGGAUCCCCAGUAUGAUCCUCCUGGGGCACAGUUUGGGAGGAUUCCUGGCCACUUCUUACUCUAUCAAGUAUCCUGAAAGAGUUAAGCACCUCAUCCUGGUGGACCCAUGGGGCUUUCCCCUCCGGCCUACAGACCCCAGUGAGAUCCGUGCACCCCCAACCUGGUUCAAGGCUGUGGCCUCUGUCCUAGGGCGUUCCAAUCCACUGGCUGUUCUUCGAAUAGCUGGGCCCUGGGGGCCUGGCCUGGUACAGCGAUUCCGACCAGACUUCAAGCGCAAGUUUGCGGACUUCUUUGAAGACGAUACUAUAUCGGAGUAUAUCUACCACUGCAACGCGCAAAAUCCCAGUGGUGAGACGGCCUUCAAAGCCAUGAUGGAGUCCUUCGGCUGGGCCCGACGCCCCAUGUUAGAGCGAAUUCACUUAAUUCGAAAAGAUGUGCCUAUCACCAUGAUCUAUGGGGCCAACACCUGGAUAGACACCAGCACGGGGAAAAAAGUGAAGCUGCAGCGGCCAGAUUCCUAUGUCCGAGACAUGGAGAUCGAGGGCGCUUCACACCAUGUCUACGCAGACCAGCCACACAUCUUCAACGCCAUGGUGGAAGAGAUCUGCGACUCGGUUGAUUGAGCUGCUCUCGCUGGAGGAAGUGGAGAAAGCCAGAGAGUCGCUCUCGCCUCCCUGUCUGCUUACUCACCCCUCUGUCCUUUCCUCACCAACUAACAUGUGCCAGCCAGCCAGAGUCUUGGGCUGUUCCCAAGGCAAGAACACUGAAGAGCACUCCUGACCCCAUGCUAAGGGCUGGAGGCAGAAGCCACAAAGAGGCCUUGAGCUCCCCACCCCGGGGAAGAAUAUAAAGGGCCACUUAGUACCACCCUGUUCUCUCCAUGCCAAGUGUUACCCAGGUAGUGGCUGUGCAGGACCCGCACUGACUUACGUUCCUUCCCUGCCAAAGGGAGGGCAGCCUUCCUCCCCUGGACAAAGCAGGGGCUGCCCUGGUCUCUCCCAGCUCUGGAACAUUUCUCGGGUUGGGUUCCACACAAGAACAUCUUUUCCCUCCGUCACCUCCUUGCCCCUCUCAUGCCAGCAUCCAGGGUCUGGUUGGGACCAGUUCCCACUUAGCUACCAGGAGCAGGUUCUGGAGUUCCCUUGUCCUUCAGGGUCCCUCCCAUGACCUGAGAGGUCAUAUCCAAAGCCUUCCUCAGCAGAUGAGGAACAGGCCAGAGCAGGACAAGGCUGGCCCGCGGUGACAGAGCUCUGUUCCAGGAAAGUUCAGGCUAGAAGGCGGGUCUGCUGACACCCAGUGCUCACAGAUUCCAUUCUUGAAGGUUCUCAGCAGGCACCAUAGCCAUGGGGUAAUUGGCCUAGGGUAAGCCCCGCCCUGCCCACAUUCCAGCCCCAUUGUGUAGGGGUGCUAUUGUCCUGACCUGUGUCUCAGCCCUGGCUGCCUAAGUCUGGAACACUCAAGUGCUUCCUUCCCUGCCCCUCUCCCUCCCAACAGGAAGGCCCCGGGGCCUUCCUCUGUGCCUUGGGCCCUGAAGCCCUGCCUGUAGUACAAAGCAAAGGUGGUCCCUGCUUGAGAGAGAAGAGAAAGGCCCUUCAACCCAGGGCUGCGUCUGGUUUCAUGCUCUGGCGAGACUUUUCUUCCUGUCCCCAGAGCUGAGGCCACCUGGAGCCCCUGCCCAUGGUCCAGUGGGGAGCCUCAUGCCAGCAGUUUCUUGUCCUUAUCAGCUACAGGAUGGUUCUCACUGCCUGGCCCUCCAUCCCUGCCAUCUCUCCUCCAUGGUCUCCAGUUCAUCCCACUCAACCUACCUGUCAUCCUCUCCCAGGGGCUGGUUCCAGGUGCUCCUGUGAGGUUCUGGGCAGUAGGCUGGGCCUAGCCCCAGAACCAGGGCAGCUUCCGCCUGCUUCACUUUUGUAAAGCCAACCCUUUCACCAGAAUAGUAUUAACUCUCCGUGCUUUGUACUACUGGUCCAGCGGCCUUGGGCUCCUUUUCUACAUUAAUAAAGAAAUGA
Messenger RNA from Molossus molossus (Pallas's mastiff bat), 2623 nucleotides. RefSeq names its product abhydrolase domain containing 4, N-acyl phospholipase B (gene ABHD4). The transcript is spliced from 7 exons. Gene Ontology annotation, cellular component: lipid droplet. NCBI's taxonomy places the organism in Eukaryota, Metazoa, Chordata, Mammalia, Chiroptera, Molossidae. The coding region runs from base 281 to 1237 and encodes 318 amino acids. Gene Ontology annotation, molecular function: phosphatidylcholine lysophospholipase A1 activity. The record is from RefSeq and is a predicted model, not a curated record.